This is a messenger RNA of Anopheles aquasalis, 865 nucleotides long. RefSeq lists its product as uncharacterized. Lineage: Eukaryota; Metazoa; Arthropoda; Insecta; Diptera; Culicidae. The record is from RefSeq and is a predicted model, not a curated record.
UAGAUGCUACCAUGGUUUCAACCCGGUUGCUGCUCUACUCCGCGGUAACGUUCGCCCAGUGUAUUUUGCUUCACAUCAGUGCUGACAGUAUCGUAAUCAUCUCGAAACGGUUCAGCAACAGUUCGUACUCGUGCUACGUACGCAACACACCGGACGGACUCGAGUAUCAUCUGACCUACAAUGUGUGCUUUCCCGUGUCCCCCAGCACGCCAUCGUGGAAUGAGACGGACGGUGGUGUGUCCGGACUCCAACCGCCGUACAGCGGCCAACAAGCGUGUGUUCACUACGAGUGUUGCAUUACUAGCCGGCAGCUGUUGCUAGGCGAUGAUGGUCAGCUGGGAUGCCAUCGCUACGACGAUCACUCGCCACUGCCCCACAGUCAGUACAGUGGCCAGCGAUCAGCGAGCAUGGGCGAACUGAGGAAACGGCCAUCAGUGGCCUUUAGGCUGCCAGUAACCGUCCAUUCCAAGCGGAAUCGGCUUCGGGUGAAGCGGGAUUUUAGUUGGGUGUCGUUUUUGGAGAAAAUCUCUUUUCAGGGUCGCCACGAGAGUACGGUCAACAAGCAUAACGAGGCGUACUUUCAUUACAAUUUUGGGAACAAACCGUCCGGUGGGAGUUCCGCUAGACCAACGGAAGGAUCCGUAGUGACGACAUCGACAGGCUUUUUAACGUCUACAUUAACACCAACUGAACUGCCAUGAUUACUUUCGAAUCAGCGGAAUCAACUAAGCGAACUGAGAGGAAAUUGCCACGUUCAAAUGCAAUCCAUGUGCAAUGGCAAACAAUUAAUCCAAAUCGGCUAGGGACUUCUCGGUGACGAUUUAACCAGCGCGAUCUAUUCAAAUUAAAACUUCCGGAAUCAAUA